Hyaloperonospora brassicae is the source of this 1998-nucleotide messenger RNA. The record is from the annotation of a GenBank genome assembly. Lineage: Eukaryota; Oomycota; Peronosporomycetes; Peronosporales; Peronosporaceae.
AUGACGACGAACGAACUGGCGGCGGUACUCGCGCGACGCCGCGCAAAGGCCGGCGGUGAGAGCGAAUCGGCGGCGUCUACUGCUGCAGUCGAACCGAGCGCUCCUCCAGCUGCUAAGACGGUGUCGUCGUCCGCGAAGAGCUCUAUCGCCGAACGAAUUGCGCGUCUGAAACAGCAGAGCGCCGCCGCGAGCGCUGCAGAAGAAGCGGCUCGUGGGCCACAGUUGAGCCAAUCAGCGCCACCGAUGGCAUCGUCCGGGCGGACGGGGCAAGAUGAAAGUAUGGGCGCUGCUGCUGCUGCAGAGACCUCCUCGGAGGUCGGGGGGACGUCGGCUGUAGCUGCUGCUCAAGAGGCAGCUGGACUGCGUCGAGCGUCGAGCAAGAUCCAGCAGCUCCAGGGCAGUCUGGGGAUCAAUGUCAAUCCGUUCGGGCGUCGAGCGGGACCGGUGAAAAGCGGGGGCACUGCUCAGUCGGUCAGUUAUCAACGAGAGUCGAUCAUGAGCACUGGCGAGGAGCAAUAUGGACACACGAAACAUGCUAUGGGCGUUGCGAUGCCGGGCAUGAUGGGGUCGGCGAUCCCGAUGCCUGGGCUGGCAAAGCGGGAGUUCCGUCUCCCUGGAAUGGGUCCAGAAGGCGAACACAGCGCUGAGGCUGCGAGUGCAGCGCUGGACAAUUCACAUACGACAAUGAACCGUGUGGCAGGACCGAAGCGUCGUGGUCCGAUGCGACCACCACCUGGGGCUUUCCGGAUUCCGGCGAUCGCAGCGCCUAGAGCGAACGAUGUCGAGCCUAGUGAAGUGCUUGCAGCUGAGCCUGCUGUCGUUGCGCCAUCGACUCAGGUUGCAAAGCCGGAGGCUCGUGAAGACGUAGCGAUGCGAUCACUGCCAGCGCCUCUAUCUCCGGAACGUGCUCGUAGUCCAGCGACAGUGUACGCACCCGUGUCAACGCCCACUCCCGUUCGUGCGCCAGCUCCUGCGGCCGCAGCGACGUUGCAGAAGCUACCGGAGCCCGAGCCAUUGCCACCGAUGAAACCCUACGAGAUCCAAGACGAUCCGUUUGCGCCAAUAUACGAGGCCCCCGCUGAGGUACCCGAUGCACCUGCUGGAUUCCCCAGUGCGUUGAUGGCGAAUUUCUCCAUGGACGAGCUUGUAGUCACGGACGAGCCAAAGCCGAAACCAGCAACACUGUCGAGCUCGCAUGUGACCCCUCCUUCGUCGUUGUUUGGAGCGACCAGUGGACCCGUACCGGUGUCAGAGGCUGAGCCGAUGCUGUUCGCACCAGCGCCCGCCGAACCGGUCAAGUCUCCCCUACCAGCACCUGCAGUUGCAACGCCUGCUCCGAUCCUCGACCAGCCCGCUUCUCCGACAGUUGCUACGCCUGCUCCGGUUCUCGAGCGACCUGUUUCUCCGAUCCCGGUACCUGUGCCAUCUCCAGCGGUGUCUUUGCCGGCACCGACGCCCGCGCCGUCUCCUGCACCCGUGUUUGUACCGACCGCAACUCCAUUGGCAGCAACACCUGUCUACACACCAGAGCCCGCACCUGUAUUGACCCCUACGCCAGCCGUAGCCUCAGCACCAGCAACGAGUUCGUUACUGUUCGGCACUGCUACUUCGGCAGCCUCGGCGGAUGACGACUCGAGCGAGAGCGACUGGAGCGAUGACGAUGACAAUGAUGACGACAACGCUGGCCAGUCGUUGUUUGGGCGGCAAACUACAGCCGCGAAACCGGAGGUGCUGAGCCCAGCCCCGACUUUUGUGACGCCGACACAGUCUACUCCGGAGCUCCAUCAGGCCCCGGCGCUGAGCAGCACCAACCUCUUUGGAGAUCCAUCCAGCACGCCAGUGUCUGUGCCUGCUACUGCUGCCGCAACGGGAUCGGCGCAGACUACACGUCCGACUGCCAUUCCUCCAGCACCCUAUAGCUCGCUCUUCGGUGGGGCUGCUAGCAGCAGUGAAAGCGACAGCGACAGCGACGAUGAAGGUGGCCUCUUUGGCACAUGA